CACCGUCAAUCAGCACAAUUAUAUUAGGAAACCUCAUCAAAUAUCCAACUUCCAGUAUUUCCCACCAAUAGAAACAGCCUAUUGCGCAGAAAAAGGAAAAUGCGGAGCAAGUAGACCGAGAGCAACCGAGUCGCUGGAGCAGAUAAGUGGCAGUUUGCUCCUGUUUCUUACGAAUUCUCGCCCACUUCAAUGGAAGCCGCUCUCCUCAAACCUCAACCCCAUUUCUACACUCAAUCUCGAACUUCUUGGCGUAAUUCUCAAUUGCACAAUUCAGGAUUUUCAAGAACUCAUAUUUCCCUUAAGACUGCAUCUUCUGAAUUAAGUAGAAGGCGGUUUUGUUUAUCAAGAAAGCAUGAAUUCCUGAACGAAAACGGGGGGUGUUUGUCAUUCAAUUGUUUUCGAAGGGACGUGGUGACAGUUCGGGCUGCAUCGACAGAAUCCAUAAAUUAUGAGCAGUUUAUAGAUACAUCGGGAAGUGGGGAAAGGGUUGAGAAUGUGAAUAGUUUUGAAACUUCUGCAAUUUUGGAGAGGAAGCCUGAGGCGUUCAGGAAUAGGUUUUUGAACUUUGUACAGCUUGGUUCAAUCAUUAACAAUGCUGCGGAAUCCUUUUUCAAGAGUGAGAUAAGGAGGAGGCUAUUCGUGACCGCAGUUUUGAUAGUAGUGAGUCGGCUCGGCUACUUUAUUCCCUUACCGGGAUUUGAUAGGAGGUUGAUGCCAGAAAAUUACCUCAGCUUUGUUUCUGGUUCUGUUGAUGAGCUUGGUGAUUUAACGCCAGAACUUAAGCUUUCUCUUUUUCAGCUUGGGAUCAGUCCCCAAAUAGCAGCAUCAAUCCUAAUGCAGGUGCUUUGUCAUGUUGUCCCUUCCUUAGUGAAGCUGCGGAAAGAAGGCUUAGAUGGUCAUGAGAAGAUCAAGAGUUAUAUAUGGUGGAUCUCUCUUGGCUUUGCAGUGAUUGAGGCUCUAGUUCUUUCUUUUUAUUCUCUUCCCUAUUCUAUUUAUGCAGCCAGUCACAGGGCAAAACAUGUGAUGCUGACAACUUUGUAUCUGGUCUGUGGUGCAAUGACAAUGACUUGGAUUUGUGACAAGAUAUCAGAGUCCGGGUUUGGUCAAGGAUCAUCGUUAAUUAUCUGUGUCAGCAUUUUGACUGGCUACACAGAUACAUUGUACAAGAUGUUAACUCAGCUCUCAGGAAGUUCUGUGAGCUGGUGGCCUUAUGUACUUGCAGUAUUAGGUGUUUUCACCAUAGUGACUAUGUGGGCUGUUGUUGUAACUGAGGGUUGCAGGAAGAUCAAGUUGCAAUAUUAUGGUUUCAAACUUGCUUCUGCUACCAGAGAAGAUUCUCCUCUUACGGAGGUGGAGCCUUAUAUUCCAUUCAACAUAAAUCCUUCUGGAAUGCAACCUGUUCUCACCACAUCAUAUCUCUUGGCAUUUCCAGGCAUUGUUGCAGGUCUUCUAGGUUCACGCUUCUGGGAAAAUGUGAGGGAUAUCCUGAAUCCUGACACAUCUCUUGGUGCAGAGCCAUGGGUUUACUAUUCAAUUUAUGCAUUUUUCGUUUUCCUGUUUAACAUCUUUGACAUCGCCAAUAUGCCAAAGGAAAUUGCUGAUUACUUAAAUAAGAUGGGUGCCCGAAUUCCAAACAUUAAGCCUGGAAAAGCCACGAUUGAGUAUUUGACAAAGAUCCAAGCUUCAACACGUUUUUGGGGCGGCGUAUUGCUAAGCUUUUUGGCUACUACGUCGACCAUUCUAGAUCAUUACUUGCGGCGUAUCAAUGAGGGUUUCUCCAUAGGGUUUACAUCAAUUCUAAUCAUUGUGGGUUCAAUAAUAGAAUUGCGAAGAUCCUACCAAGCGUAUAACGUAAUGCCAAGUCUUAGUAAAGCACUGCGACGUUAUGGACUAUGAUUAUCUAAAACAGACUCGAGUAGUCCCAUAGGCUGCGGGAAUCAAUGCUUAAUUGCUGGUCAGUUGUCUCUUGUUGAAGAUGUUGAAUCAUCAGAAUUCACACUCACCAGUCUCAUAUUGAGGGAAGCAGCGGUCUAUGAAUUUAGAGAUGUGGUGGCUAAGCCAAUGUCUAUUGGAUCUGCUUCGUCAUGUUCUACAGAAUUCUUCCCAGCAGUGAUGUACUACUCGCAGACACUGUAGCAUUAUAGUUGAGAAUCUACAGCAAUAUAAUGUGGGACUAGUGGAAAUUAUAACAUAGAGUUACAACUUCUGAGGAAGAAGCAAUGUAUAUUGAUGUGGUAGACUAUCCCAUAUAAGUAGUAGUAAAUUCCUGGAUUUAAAACAUAGGAUGGUAAAUUUCUAUGGUUAAAAAACAACCUUGUCUGAA
Sesamum indicum (sesame) is the source of this 2323-nucleotide messenger RNA. RefSeq names its product SecY protein transport family protein (gene SCY2). The record is from RefSeq and is a predicted model, not a curated record. Gene Ontology annotation, biological process: protein transport. Lineage: Eukaryota; Viridiplantae; Streptophyta; Magnoliopsida; Lamiales; Pedaliaceae. Gene Ontology annotation, cellular component: membrane.